AUGGCUCUUUCCCCUCUUUCUUUCCGUCCCCAUCCUUUCCAGCAUCACAACUCUAGGGUCAGGGGGGCACCCGGCCCGAGUGCUGAUGGCGGUGCAGCUGAUGGCGGUGCAGCUGAUGGCGGUGCAGCUGAUGGCGGUGCAGCUGAUGGCGGUGCAGCUGAUGGCGGUGCAGCUGAUGGCGUUGCAGCUGAUGGCGGUGCAGCUGAUGGCGGUGCAGCUGAUGGCGGUGCAGCUGAUGGCGGUGCAGCUGAUGGCGGUGCAGCUGAUGGCGGUGCAGCUGAUGGCGGUGCAGCUGAUGGCGGUGCAGCUGAUGGCGGUGCAGCUGAUGGCGGUGCAGCUGAUGGCGGUGCAGCUGAUGGCGGUGCAGCUGAUGGCGGUGCAGCUGAUGGCGGUGCAGCUGAUGGCGGUGCAGCUGAUGGCGGUGCAGCUGAUGGCGGUGCAGCUGAUGGCGGUGCAGCUGAUGGCGGUGCAGCUGAUGGCGGUGCAGCUGAUGGCGGUGCAGCUGAUGGCGGUGCAGCUGAUGGCGGUGCAGCUGAUGGCGGUGGUGCUAAUGGCUCUUUUUGCCCUCUUUUUGUCCUUCCCGCCCAUCCCGUGCAUCCCAGCAUCACAACUCUAGGGUCAGGGGGGCACCCGGCCCGAGUGGUGGUGUCUGCUCUCGACCUCGCAGGCUCUUCUGGUGCAGGCACAACUGGGGGCGGCGCAGGUGCUGCAAGAAGGGGAGGAAAUGGUGGUGCCGCUUCUGCUUUUGCCUCUGCUGCUGGUGCCAUGAGUGGUGGUGGUGGCAGUGGCAGGAGGGGGAGCAGCAGGCAACGACUUGGUUGGCGGAUGGAGAGGCAGUUUGUGUCGCAUGGCAGCGUGUGGGCGUGUGAAUGCUCAUCGAGACAAGGGGAGAUCGGAGUAGGCACCUCCCUGGGAGCGCAGCUGCUGCAAGUGGAGACGGGGCAACGGACGGCCCUGUGCCACAGCAACAGUGACGUGCUGGCAUUGCAGGUCACAGGGGAGGGCAGUGUCUGCUUGGCUGGCUUCCGCAACGGCGCCAUCGCCACCAUCGACACGCGUGCUCCCCUGCCCACCUCCAUGCAGAUAAUGAAGCGGAGUGACUUCUACCUCUUUGCAUCCUCAUUUGAUGGAUCCUUGUUCCAAUGGGACCUCCGCUCCACAGCAUCACCUCUGCGCCAGUUGCAGGGGCACGUCAACUCGCAUCUUCGCCUGCCAUUGCUGCUCGAUCCUUCGGAGAACUUCCUCUGCGCACCUGGAAAUGACUCCAUCGUUCGCAUCUGGAGUGUAUCAACAGGUGCACUGCUGUCAGCCGCUCGCCUUUCUGAUAACGCAACCGCUGCGGCCUGGCCAAGCACUUAUGGUCUGGAUAAUGGAAUGUGUGAUUUGGCAGAUGGUGUUUUCCUCGUCCGUCUCUCUCCAUCUUCCUCUUCCGAACGCCACGUCAGCGGAAGCUCUCCGUUAGAAUCACAACUAUCGCUUCUAUCUGGAACCGCAUCUCAGCAGCAGUCUCUCAGCUCUCGCUCUCUCGUCGUUCUCAAGCUCGCAUGGCAACAGCAGCAGCAACGGCAGAGGUUUCUCGGAGAAUCGAGGCUUGCGAAGGUGCCCAUCGAGCGAAUCCGCAACUUCAGCAUCAUCGCGCACAUCGACCACGGCAAGUCGACCCUGGCGGACAAGCUGCUCGAGACGACGGGCACGGUGCAGGCGAGGGAAAUGAAGGAGCAGUUCCUCGAUAACAUGGAGCUGGAGAGGGAGCGAGGGAUCACAAUCAAGUUGCAGGCAGCGCGCAUGCGGCAUGUGUCAAGGGUGGACGGCAAGGCGUACUGUCUGAACCUCAUUGACACGCCCGGCCACGUGGACUUCAGCUACGAGGUGUCCCGCUCGCUGGCUGCCUGCGAGGGCGCGCUGCUGGUGGUGGACGCGUCUCAGGGCGUGGAGGCACAGACACUAGCUAACGUUUACCUGGCGAUAGAGGGCAACCUCGAGAUCAUUCCGGUGCUGAACAAAAUUGAUCUCCCGGGAGCCGAUCCAGAAAGAGUGAGAGCAGAGGUGGAGGAGGUGGUGGGGUUAGACGCAUCAGACGCCAUCCUGUGCUCCGCCAAGGAGGGCGUGGGCAUUCAGAACAUUCUGGAAGCCAUCAUUGCCAAAGUGCCGCCCCCUGCUCCCACCAGAGACCAGCCGCUGCGCUGCCUCAUCUUCGACAGCUACUACGACCCAUAUCGAGGCGUCAUUGUCUACUUCAGGGUGGUGGACGGCGAGGUGCGCAAGGGCGACAGCGUGCGCUUCAUGGCGAGUGGCAAGCAGUACGAGGUGGACGAGCUGGGCGUGCUCUCGCCCACGCAGAUGCCUGUUGACUGCCUCUAUGCGGGCGAGGUGGGGUAUCUAGCAGCAUCUAUCCGUCAAGUGGCAGACGCGAGGGUGGGAGACACAAUCACCCACGCAGGAGGAGCGGGCAAGGGCGGUCCACCCGCCAAGGAGUCCCUCCCCGGGUACAGGGAGGCGGUGCCGAUGGUGUUCUGCGGGCUCUUCCCCAUCGACGCCGAUCAGUUCCCCUCCUUGAGAGAAGCCCUUGAGAAAUUGCAGCUCAACGAUGCUGCUCUGCAGUUUGAGCCGGAGAGCAGCAGUGCCAUGGGCUUUGGCUUCCGCUGUGGCUUCCUGGGCCUACUGCACAUGGACGUGGUGCAGGAGCGGCUAGAGCGAGAGUAUGGGUUGGAUCUGAUCACAACAGCGCCCAGUGUGGUGUACCGCGUGGUGAAGCGGGACGGGUCAGUGGUGGAGUGUUCCAACCCCGCUGACAUGCCCGACGCCUCU
This is a messenger RNA of Closterium sp. Yama58-4, 2808 nucleotides long. The record is from the annotation of a GenBank genome assembly. Lineage: Eukaryota; Viridiplantae; Streptophyta; Zygnematophyceae; Desmidiales; Closteriaceae.